AUGUUAGUGGCGCUGUUUUUACUUAAUUUGUUCAUCAUUUACAUCACAAUUACAUCAUUUAAAUAUUUUUGGAACCGCCGUCGUCUCUACAAACUAGCAAGUCAAAUUCCAGGCCACAAUGGACUUCCAAUCGUUGGAAUUCUACCAAAAUACUUAAAAAUCGAUAAAAAAGAAUUUUUCAGCUCAACUUUUGACAUGAUGGAUCCAAAUGCAACUCUUACUAAAAUCUGGGUUGGACCUAAGCUAAUGUUGCUGACUGAAGAUCCCGAUGUGAUCCACACAGUCUUUAACUCUACAAAUUGCAUUAAUAAACCUGAUAUUUUCUAUCAUGCAUUGACUGUCAUAAAUGGAUUACUUCCUUUAUCAGGUCCACGAUACCUUGAACAUAGACGAAUCCUCAAUAAAUCAUUUAUGCUGACUACAUUGCAGAAGAUCCAGCCUAUAAUAGAGGCAAAGUGCAAUCGAAUGAUCAAGAAAUUGGAAGGAAAUGUCAAUAAAGAACUAGACAUAAUGGAUUUUGUUGGUGCAUGUGCACUUGAGUCAUUUGGUGAGGCACAGUUUGGAUAUUCAUCAGAUCUUUAUGGAUUCGAGGGACAUAAGAUAAUUAAAGAAUCGCUUGAAUUUGGUCUAGACCGCGUUACCCAGCCAUGGCUUCAUUAUCUACCAGAGUUUAUAUUCAAAAUGACAGAAAUAAACAAGAAAAUUGACAAAGUCAUCAGUUUUUGCAUAAAAUAUAAAGCAAAAGUAACGGAAACUUACAAUCAAAAGAAGGUUGAGGACUACGACUCAGUAAAGCAUCGUGUGAUUGACGUUCUAUUGAAUUCAGAGAAUAAUUUGAGUGAUAUUGAAAUUAGAGAUGAGCUGAUUAUGUUCACGAUCGGGUCCUACGACACAACAGCAAAGACAGUCUCGUUCCUAAUUUUCUUAACUGCAAUGCACCCAGAUGUCCAAAGCAAGCUUAUUGAUGAAAUUGACAGUAUUUGUGGAACUGAAGAUAAUCUCGCAUUGACAAUUGAAUUUUUCAAGAAAUUUGAGUACAUGGAAAUGGUCAUCAAGGAGACAAUGCGGCUGUUUCCAGUUGGACCGUCAGUAGCAAGGACAAAUGAUGCUGAAAUUGAAAUUGGUGGCUUUUUAAUCCCAAAAGAUUCAAUAUUCUUGAUGUCAUUGAUGAGAAUGCACAGAAAUCCUAAGUAUUGGGGACAUGAUGCACAUCUGUUUAAGCCUGAGAGGUUUGCUGGAGAAUUGAGGAAUUCGAGAUCAUUUGCGCCUUUUACUGGAGGUAAGAGGCUUUGUAUAGGUACGGAUCAUGUAUUAUAG
Messenger RNA from Chironomus riparius, 1317 nucleotides. NCBI's taxonomy places the organism in Eukaryota, Metazoa, Arthropoda, Insecta, Diptera, Chironomidae. The record is from the annotation of a GenBank genome assembly.